AUUGAAAACUGAAGUCAGAAAAAUCCCAGUUAAAGCUUGAUAAAUAUUAGUUAAUAUAUUGGUGAUCAUCAUGAUAGAUGAUAUGCCACCUGGGUUUCGGUUUUACCCCACUGAAGAAGAAUUGGUUUCCUUCUAUCUGUAUCACAAGCUUCAAGGUACCAGAGAGGACUUAAAUCGGCUCAUGGACCGGGUUAUUCCAGUCGUCAAUAUAUACGAUUACAAUCCUUGGGAACUUCCACAAUUUUCAGAAUACCUGUGCCAUAGAGAUCCUGAACAAUGGUUCUUUUUCAUUCCGAGACAAGAAAGCGAAGCUCGCGGUGGGAGGCCAAACAGACUGACAAGUGAAGGGUACUGGAAAGCAACUGGGUCUCCUGGUUUUGUUUACUCGUCAAAUCGAGCAAUUGGAGAAAAGAGAACAAUGGUUUUCUACAUAGGAAGAGCUCCGUCAGGAAGAAAAACUGACUGGAAAAUGAACGAAUACAAAGCCAUUGAAGGAGAAGCAUCCACAUCUACCUCUGCAACUCCAGCGGUGAGGCAAGAAUUAAGUUUGUGCAGGGUUUAUAAGAAAUCCAAAUGCUUACGGGCCUUUGAUCGACGUCCACCACCACAACCGGCUGCUGCAGCCGGUGUACAAAUUGGCGAGCCAAGGCUGGAUCAACAAGCUAAUAGUAAUGAGUUAAUGAGAAGAGAUCAUCGUCAUGAUGAUUAUCAAAACCCUCAAUUUGAUAACGCAGAGAGAACAAGCUCGAGUUCAUCCUCAGGAGACCAUGCUCAACAGUCUCUGAACGGAGAAACCAGCAACGUGGCAAUGGGUUCUGAUAGUGAAUUGUGGUGGGACUUGGAGAAAAUGGAUUGGUUCAACGGGAUGGGGUAGGAGAAAUUAAUAAUGGAGUUCUAAUUUACUUCAAUCUGGAUAAGGAGCUAUUUAUUUAUCAACCAAAUUAAGGGCCUGCCUUCGGGAUACUUAAUUAUUUCGUAAUCCCUCUUCUGUAAUCUGAUAUCUUACGAUGAACUUCAUUUGAUCUUUGGUGAUUUCUCACUUACAUAGGUGCCACCAACAAAACCAAAACAAACCUUUUCUAGCUACUUCCAAUAAUUAAUUGCAAUAUAAGGUUUAUUCAAGGAAUCUCUACAACAUUCAAUAGGAUGUACCUGAAAUUUUCUAUAAUCAAGUUGAUUGUAACAA
Mangifera indica (mango) is the source of this 1186-nucleotide messenger RNA. RefSeq names its product NAC domain-containing protein 90-like. The transcript has 3 exons. Lineage: Eukaryota; Viridiplantae; Streptophyta; Magnoliopsida; Sapindales; Anacardiaceae. Gene Ontology annotation, molecular function: DNA binding. Gene Ontology annotation, biological process: regulation of DNA-templated transcription. The record is from RefSeq and is a predicted model, not a curated record. The coding region runs from base 71 to 874 and encodes 267 amino acids.